AUGUCGAUAUUUCCACUCUGGUGGUCUGCCUUUUCGGGACUAUUUGGCCGCCGGACAAUAUACCUGGCAUCUUUCGCAUUUUUCACAUUAUGGAGUGCUAUUACCACAAUAUCUACUUCAAUGACAAUGCUGAUCGUAAUUAGAGUUUUAGGAGGGGGCACAGCCGCCUCUGUUUUAGCUAUCGGUGCAGGCACUAUUGCGGAUAUUUGGGAGCCAAAAAAGCGCGGUCGUGCGACGGGGAUAUUCUUCCUGAGUCCUAUGCUUGGGCCGUUUCUAGCUCCGAUUAUUGCUGGAGAAGUAGCGGAAAAAUGGGGCUGGAGAAGUACCCAAUGGUUUCAGACUAUCUAUGGAGAGUUAAUAUUGAUUCUGCUGUUAUUUUGCCUUCCUGAGACACUCGCAAGACGAGCCCUGGUUGUCGAGGAACUCGCUGGUGGGAAAAUUACAUCUCAUCGACCUAACUUUGCUCCCUUACCGACUUCGCCAUCCAUUCAACAUAGAAUAAAAAGAGUGGUAGUCAUUUUAAAAAAUUUAUUAACUGAUCAACUAAAGAUAUUGGGCUAUCUUCAAUUUCCAGCCGUCUCGAUCACAAAGACAUUCGGGGAGCCAUAUAAUUUCUCUGGGGUAACAGUCGAGCUGACAUAUAUCCCGGGCUCACUGGGCUAUAUUUUUGCAGGUUUUGUGGGAGGAAAAUGGUCGGAUGCUAUCAUGCAUGGAGAAGUUUGUGCUGCAGGUCGAUUAGAUGGAUCUGGAAAACUUAUUCUCCGACCGGAAGAUCGCAUGAGAGAAAAUGUUCUACUUACUGCUGCUAUUUAUCCUACUGGUCUUUUAAGGUUUGGGUGGACUGCGGAGAAGAGAGUUCAUUAG
Messenger RNA from Botrytis sinoallii, 864 nucleotides. RefSeq lists its product as uncharacterized. Gene Ontology annotation, molecular function: polyamine transmembrane transporter activity. Gene Ontology annotation, biological process: intracellular polyamine homeostasis; transmembrane transport. The record is from RefSeq and is a predicted model, not a curated record. NCBI's taxonomy places the organism in Eukaryota, Fungi, Ascomycota, Leotiomycetes, Helotiales, Sclerotiniaceae. The transcript has 2 exons. Bases 1 to 864 code for a protein of 287 amino acids.